GAUUUCCUGUCAGUGUGUCGCAGACUGAGACAGAGACAGGCAUAGAACACAAGGCAGAAUGAAGAAGGUUGACAAGGUGGAUAAAGGCAGCGGUGGUGGAAAGUCAGGAAUUAAGAAAGAGAAAGUUCAGAGUUGGAUCCCCAAGCUCAUCAAGAAGCGAGUGUGCACCACAUUUGUUGAAGACUCUUUAAGUAAUGGAGUCCUCUGUCAGUGCGGUCAUGUGCGGAACGUGCAUAAUAUCUUGGACACAAUGGACUCCAGCGGGGCUGCGAUCGUCACCCAGUGGGACAGUCAGCAGCAUACCACCGAGUCUACCACCGAUGCCUUCGGAGAGCUGGAGUUUGCUGGCGCCGGUCACCGACACAGUUAUUUUCUGCGGCUAUCAUGUGACACACAACCUCAGAUCAUCUACACCCUGAUGACAACAUAUUGGGGUUUGCCCUCGCCCAAUUUGGUGGUGUCAGUGGUGGGGGGCGAAGGCUGCGAGAACAUCAAAACAUGGGUGAGAGAUGUCCUGAGAAACGGUCUGGUUAGGGCUGCACAGAGCACAGGGGCCUGGAUCUUGACGGGAGGUCUCCGGGAAGGCGUGGCUCGCUGUGUAGGUGAGGCAGUGAGGGACCAUGACGCUGCAGCACCGGCUCCCUCCAAAAAGAAAGUCAUAGCUGUUGGACUUGCACCCUGGGGCGUUGUGCACAACAGGCAACAGCUUGUCAAUGCACAGGGAAGCUUCCCUGCUUGCUACUAUGUUCAGAACACAUCACGUGACACCUGCUGCCUGGACAGCAACUGCCAGGCUUUCUUGCUGGUUGAUGAUGGGAGUACUGGCAAAAGAGGAGGAGAUACUGCAUUUCGUGCCAAUCUGGAGGACUAUAUUUCACACCAGCAUACUGGUAUUUGGGGUAGUGGCAGUAUUGAAAUUCCGGUGCUGUGUAUGCUCAUUUCAGGAGAUGUUCGUAUGCUAGAGAGAGUAGCUACAUCUCUGAAGAGAUCUACACCCUGGCUGGUUCUUGCUGGUACUGGUCCAGCUGCAGACUUUAUCAGCGAACUUCUUUUGAGUCUUGCCUGCAUUUCCAUCGGCCCGACCUCCCCAUCAAUAGAGGGUGAAGUUGUGGAGUAUCUAUCAGAUAUCCGUGACAUGGUCCGCGACAAGAUCAAAAGAUACUUUGAAGGGGAAGCUGACCUGGAAAAACUGGUGGACACUGCUCUGAGUAUUUACCACAACAGAGAGCUCAUCACUGUUUUCCAUGGGGAGCAAGAAGGACUGUAUGAUUUUGAUACUAUCGUCCUCAAAGCCCUGGUUAGAGCUAGUAAACGUCUGUCCAAUGAUGCCAGCGAGUACACUGAAGAAUUGAAACUGGCCGUUGCCUGGAACAGAGUGGACAUCGCCAAGGCAGAACUCUUCACUGGAAACAUACAGUGGACGUAUGAGGACCUGGACGACGCCAUGACAGAUGCUUUGAUCAAUGACAAGCCUCAGUUUGUGCGCCUCUUCUGUGAGAACGGUCUGAACAUCCUGGACUAUCUGACGUACCAGCGCUUGGAGAGCUUGUAUCGCUCAAUUUCGGACAGCACAGUGGUCUACACUCUGCUCCAGGAUCAUCUGAGUGACCGUCAGAGCCUGUCUGGAUCCCUACCUAAAAUAGGACCACUAAAUAGGUCGCAGAGUGCAAUGCCUGGGCUUGCUUCAGCUCAAGAGCUUAGCCUAUUUGAGGUAUCACGCGUGUUGCGAGACCUGCUGGGAGAUGCUUGUCAGCCUUUCUACUACGGACCCCUGGGUCUAGACCCCAAAACCAGCAAUCGGAAGACGCUUAGACAAGUCAUCAAGUUGUUGCAGGGUAAAUGUGCCUACCGAGACCAACACUGCCAGUCUCCCUGGGUAGCACUCUUCAUCUGGGCUGUCCUGCAGAACCGCAGUGAGAUGGCUAUUUACUUCUGGGAGAUGGUGGGGGAGUCAGUGCUGAGUGCGCUGGGUGGCUGUAAACUGCUGAGGGAAAUUUCUAAGUUUGAAAGUGAAACUGAGAUCAAGGUGGCCAUGAAAGAUCUGGCGCAGAAGUUUGAGGAUCUUGCACAUGAUGUCUUUGGAGAGUGUUACCAGAGUAGUGAGAGUCGCUCCUUCAACCUCCUGAUAAGAGUGUCUCCUGUGUGGCUUGGAACUACAUGUCUACAUAUGGCAACUGUGGCUGAUGCUCUGCAGUUCUUCAGCCACGAUGGAGUACAGGCAUUGCUCUCCCAGAUCUGGUGGGGCAGCAUGGACAGAAGUACUGAGGUCUGGAAAUUGGUGAUGACCUUCUUUGUGCCCCCCCUCCUCUACACAGACUUAAUCAACUUCAGGAAGGAUCAGGAAGACGUGUGUAGUCCUGUGGAGGUCCACCACAUAGAGACUGACAACACAGAAGGAAAUGAUGCUACAGUCUUCUCUUUGGAAGAAAUUAUACAAAGUGAUGGCGAUGGUGAGGAGUUCAAGGCUCUCAAAGAAAAUCUGAAAGCCACUUCACCAUCCAAAACUAGGAGACCAUUCAUUGUGUCACGGUGGGGACAGUUUUGGUUUGCCCCUGUCACAUCCUUCCUGGGCAACGUGCUGAUGUACUUCCUGUUCCUCUCCUUGUUUGCUUACGUUCUGUUGGUGGAUUUCAAGCCCCCAUCUCAAGACGGCCUGUCAAAACUGGAAUUUGUGCUCUACUUUUGGGUUUUUACCUUAAUAUGUGAAGAGAUUCGACAGACCGUCUCCAUGGACAACAGCUUUGUGCUCCAGAGGAUGAAGAGUUACAUCCAGGAUAAAUGGAAUAAGUGUGACGUCAUAGCUAUCACACUCUUCAUUUGUGCUCUGUGUUGCAGAAUGUUUCCGUGGUCAUUCAAGUUUGGUCGAGCGCUGAUGGCCAUCGAUUAUAUGGUCUUUGCACUUCGUCUGAUCCAUAUUUUUGCUGUCCACAAACAGCUUGGGCCCAAGAUUAUCAUUGUUGGCAAAAUGAUGAAAGACAUUUUCUUCUUCCUCUUUUUCCUGGCUGUCUGGCUCAUGGCCUAUGGAGUAGCCAACCAGGCACUUCUCUACUUAUAUGAUCCCCGACCCAACUGGAUAUUUCGCCGUGUCUUGCACAAACCAUACAUGCACAUUUAUGGACUACUUCCUGUGGAAGAAGUGGAUGCGGAAUUAUUUCUAGACAUCAACUGUACCGAUAACAGGACACUAAUUGAAGCAGGAGCAGAGCCCUGCAUGAACACCUAUGCCAACUGGCUGGUUAUCCUCCUCCAGACUGUCUAUCUACUGGUUACCAACAUACUGCUAAUCAAUCUCCUCAUCGCCAUGUUCAGUUACACUUUCAACGAAGUUCAGGAGCGCAGUGACACCCACUGGAAGUUUCAGCGUUACAGCCUCAUCGUGGAAUACCACUCGAGGCCUUCUCUGGCCCCACCAUUUAUCAUCAUUUCACAUCUUAAUCUGUUAAUCAAGAGAUGUAUACGCCGCAUUCCCUCGGAAAAGAGAAAACACUUUGUUUUGGAGUUGCAGGGCAUAAAGGCCAGCCGACUUAAGAUGUGGGAGGCUAUUCAGAAAGAGAACCUCCUCUCUGCUCAGAAUAAGCGUCAAAGAGAGAGUGACACCGAGCGGCUUAAACGUACAUCGGUCAAGGUGGAGAGUGUACUGAAGCACAUGGCACAGAACCGUGACCAUGACCGGCGUUUGCAGCUCCUUGAGACAGAGAUGGAGUUCUGCUGCAACGCCCUCUCCUGGAUGAUGGACGCUAUGUCUCAGAGUAAUCUGAUUACAAGCAACCGCCCUCAUCCAAUCCAAAGAGAUUUGUCGCCAAGCUGAAGCCCCUGAAAAUGGUUCACAUGCACACAUGCACGCACACACACAUUCAUGCACAUGCUGUUUACUGAGGGGCAAAGUUUUUGUUUUAUUUGCGUUGAAUUUCCUUUAUUUCAUUUUUGUAAAGCUUUUUAUUGGGUUUAUGUUUACAUUACAUUCAAUUUUAUUUAAUUUCAAUUGAGUAAAAGUAAAAUUUUGUGCAUGUUUUUGCAUCUGUUUGAGAGUUAUUUGUAGAGUGGAUAACAAAAUCCCUAUCCUGAUAACUCUUGAUGAACUUCAUAUUUUAUCCAUCCAUCCAUUUCCUGUACCGCUUCUCCUCACUAGGGUCGUGGGCAUGCUGGAGCCUAUCCCAGCUAUCUUUGGGGCGAGAGGCGGGGUACACCCUGAACUGGUCACCAGCCAAUCGCAGGGCGCAUAUAAACAAACAACCAUUCACACAUACAGGCAAUUUGGUGUCUUCAAUCAACCUACCAUGCACGUUCUGGGGAUGUGGGAGGAAACCGGAGUGCCCGGAGAAAACCCACGCAGGCACAGGGAGAACAUGCAAACUCCACAUAGGCGAGGCCGGGAUUUGAACCCCGGUCCUCAGAACUGUGAGGCAGAUGUGCUAACCAGUCGCUCACCGUGCCACUUUAUAUUUUAUAUGAAAAUAAAUUCCAGAAUAUGUGUAACAUUUCUCAAGUCAAUACCAGCAUUAUUACCAUUCCUCAUUCUUGCUCCAUUUAAUCACAGCUCACUGUUUGUUGUUUGCUGAUGUAUUUCCUAGCUCAAAAACAUUUCAGGUGGUCAGAGACAGCACCACUGUCCGGUGUUUGAAUUGGAAUGAGAAAAACCAGCUGUUGGAACCACUAUUUUUAAGAAUGGUGACAAAAUAAAAGAUAAAGGCCAAUUAGAAGCCAUAUGAACACAGCCGCAAUAAAACUACGACUGAAACUAGGGAAAGACCCCACUCAGCCAGCUAAUUACCAUCUGCUGUCACUAAUUGAUACGGACAUAAAAAUCAUUUUUCAAGCUUUAGCCUACAAACUAGAAAAAAUCAUUCCAUCGAUAAUACAUUGUGACCAAACACGUUUUAUUAAAGGAUGGAGCUCCACCAACAAUGUCAGGUGAUAAACCCAAUAAGUAUGUUUUAGCGUAACAAUCUGAAAACAAUUGUCUUAUCACGAGACGCAGAAAAAGCUUUUGACAAAGUCAACUGGGGGCUCAUGUACAAAAGGUGCGUACGCACAAAAACGUGUCGUCCGUUCUUUUUCACAGCAAAGGUCAGACGCAUCAAGAGUAAAAUGACCGUGGAAAUGUGCGGUGCCUCACGCCAACUUCAUGGCUCGCGUAUGCACGUUUCUGCAGCUUUUGGUGCUUUGGCGACACUUAGAGGUGAUGCUGGGAAACUGUUAUAAUAAAUCACUGAUAUUUGUGAGGACACCUAUUAAUUGAUCAGGGUGAUCAUUUAUGACGCCUAUUGCCCUCACAAUCACUUCUUGUGACUCCAGCAGAUGCACUGAAAAAACAGAGUCCUUUGAAUUUACUUAAUUUGAACAUGUACAAACGGUUGCACAUGAUUAAAAUGUGUUGAAAUGACAUAAUUUACCCCUCUUCUCCUAAAAAAAACAUGAUUUUUUUUUAUCAAUGUGUAUGUCCUUUCCUGUGUAUUAAAAUAAUAAAUUAUUAUUAUUAUUAUUAUAUAUAUUAUAUUAUUAUAAAGUAAUCACAAAGGAGUCAAAGUUUUUGAUAUCCUCUCUGAUAUGCUGAUGUGCUUCUAUUUGAAUUGAAAAGAUUUAUUACAAAUACCAUACAUACAACAUUUACGCAUGAACGUUUAUCUCACAGGGCUGAGUGUAGGUUACUGUAUGAACACAUUUGUUGUGAGUUAUAAAAAUACAUGGUAUUAACCUUGUGGGGUGAUCCGAGUCAGCCACAUGUGCUCCCAGCACCCCUGAGAGAGCAGCGCCAUCCAUCCUCAAUGUCCCGGCUCAGCAACUCCAUGCAUGGAAAAUACGCAUCCCUGGCUGAUUCACUUCAGUGCAAGUCACCGGAGUAAACUCAGGCAAUGACAAAAAAAUGUACAUUGUUAAUUAUGUUGUGUUGUGCAAGAUUGGCUCAUGCGGUGAUGCAAAGUACAUCAACAUACAUUGAUGCUGAGCUGUGUCGACGGCCAAGAAUUUUAGCUCACUGGUUCGAGACCCUUGUCCUGCAUGCUUACGUGAGCGUGGCCUGCUAAUUAGCACAAGCCUGCUAUUAGCAACAAGACCAGCAAUCAAGAUGCCUCCCUUUUCCACUGAGGACUAUCACGGACUGCUACAGAGGAUGUCAAUCCUGGAAACGAAAAUCCACCAUCUUGAAGUGUAUGUGGAUGUAAAUGGACAGUCAGGGAACGAAACCACUUUACCGAUGUCUCAAAAUGGUGAGCAGAAGUGUGCUAACAGAAAGCCACUUAGCUCAACAAAGAGGACAGAUGUGGACUGUGGAAACGGUAAUGCAUCAUCCAGCAGUUCUCCCUGGAAUUUACUGGGAGAAAACCGCAAAGAUAUGGGACAACUUCUACAAGGGAGGACACAACACCAGCAGAUUACCGAGGAAUUCUUUUUUUUUUUGAUGGAUUUUAGCUCUUUUGAAUAUCUCUAUUUUUUAGUUAAAGGUGACCCUAAGAUUAUUGUUUUAAUAAUUUAUAGACUUCUAAGAUACAAUAGAAAAUUUGGGGGGGAUUUUUCAGAACUGCUGUCAACUAUUUUGUCAUACCGGGAGACUUAAACAUUCAUGUUGACAAUAACGGGAAAUCUAAAGAACUCUCUGGUCUACUUGACACAUUUGACCUCUCUCAACAUAUUAAGAGUCCAACCCAUACUCAAGGUCACAUCUUAGACCUGGUCAUCUCUAAGGAUGUUGAGAUUUUAUCAAUUGACAUUCAGGAUAUGACCAUUUUGGUGUAUUCUUUGAAUUACACAUUCUUCCAAAAGUUCAGACAACCUCUUUGUCUAUUAAGAAAAGGUACAUAAAUGAGAGCACCACCACUAAGUUUAUGGAGACCAUAGCUGUGCCGCAAACUGUGAAUGCGGAGACAGUUAAUGAACUUUUAGAUAAUUUCACCUGGAAAAUCUCAAAUGUCAUGAAUGCUCUCGCUCCUAUUAAAACUAAGACAAUCUUGAGGCGACCUAGAACACCGUGGAGGAGCACAAUGAUGGUAAAGACCGCUAAAUCAAAGUGUAGGAAAUGAGAAUGUAAGUGGAGAAAAACUAAACUCCAAAUUGACUACGACCUCUACAGACAAAGUCUUUGUAAUUUUAACCAAGAGUUAUUCAGGGCGAGACAGUACCAUUUUUCUGAAAUCAUCAAUAAGAACUCCAACAAUACUCGCACUCUGUUUGCUGUGGUUGACAAACUCACAACCCCCCGAAUCAGAUCGCUUCAGAACUCCUAACAGCAGAUCAAUGUAAUUAAUUUGCUUGUUAUUUUAGUGAAAAAUUACAAUCCACCAGGUUAAAUAUCAGCACAAAUCAGCAAAAUGAUAAAAAUUAUACUACAUCUGAAGCCACCCUAGAAAAACUCUAUUACCAUGUCAGAAUUUCAUACAGUUGACCACAAAACUAGCGAAAACGGUUCACCAGCUGAAACCAUCAAUGAGCUGUCUUGACUCAAUACCAUCUGACUUUUUCAAAGCUAUUGCGAAGUCUGUGCUAGCUGAUUUGCAGCAAAUAAUCAAUUGCUCACUUCAGUCAGGCGAGUUUCCUAAAGCUCUUAAAGUAGCUGCCGUUAAGCCUCUGCUAAAAAAAAUUGAACGCUGGACACUGCUUUAAUUGUACUUUUAUUUUAUUUUUUCUCUUUGUUUUAAAUGUUUGUAAGCUGUUUUUUUUCUUUGUUUUUAAUUGCUUUUAAUCAUGUAAAACACAUUGAGUUGCCUUGUGUAUGUAAUGCGCUAUAUAAAUAAAUUUGCUAUGCUUUGCUUCCCCUCC
Phyllopteryx taeniolatus (common seadragon) is the source of this 7752-nucleotide messenger RNA. It is a transcript of the gene trpm4a, whose product is annotated as transient receptor potential cation channel, subfamily M, member 4a. The record is from RefSeq and is a predicted model, not a curated record. Gene Ontology annotation, biological process: calcium ion transmembrane transport. Bases 59 to 3808 code for a protein of 1249 amino acids. NCBI's taxonomy places the organism in Eukaryota, Metazoa, Chordata, Actinopteri, Syngnathiformes, Syngnathidae. The transcript is spliced from 28 exons. Gene Ontology annotation, cellular component: membrane. Gene Ontology annotation, molecular function: ligand-gated calcium channel activity; calcium-activated cation channel activity.